Molecule: messenger RNA, 624 nt
Organism: Sitodiplosis mosellana (orange wheat blossom midge)
Lineage: Eukaryota; Metazoa; Arthropoda; Insecta; Diptera; Cecidomyiidae
Product: BTB/POZ domain-containing protein 6-B-like
Exons: 1
Coding region: 1-624 (207 amino acids)
Molecular function (GO): protein binding
Source: RefSeq, a predicted model, not a curated record
AUGGCUGGUGUGUUGAAGAAUACCGCUGCUUCCGAAGCGUGUGAAAAACUAUACCUCAACGAAGAAUUUGCUGAUGUUCAUUUUGUGUUCAACGUCGAUGAUGAGGGUGAAAAGGUUCCGGCAAACAAAGCCAUUUUAGCGGCUCUCAGCCCAGUAUUCAAAGCGAUGUUCUUUGGGUCGUUGAAAGAGGGAAACGAAGUUCCAAUUAAAGAUGCAGAUGCCGACGCAUUCAAGGAGUUUCUGCAAUUUUUCUGCCUAGGAGGGGUGAGUCUGACCAUGGAAAAUAUCGAGACCGUCGUUCGUUUGGCUGACAAGUACGAUGUCCUCGAACAUGUUAAUGCGUGUGCCGUGUUUCUCAAACGUGAACUAACACUGGAUAACAGGUUCUGGGUUUAUCAAUUGGCACUGGCUCUCAAAAAUGAAGAACUGAUCAAGUUCUGCGAGGGCAAAAUCAUCAAUUCGCCGAAGGGUGUUUUCGCCACCGACGCAUUUAAACGCUGUGACAAAAGUACUCUGAAGCGAAUGCUGGAGCUGGAUUUAGUUUGCACAGAAGCCGAUGUAUUCUAUGCAUGUCUGGUGUGGGCCAAACACGCAUGCGAACAAGACGAUUUGGAUGCAACGUAA